This is a messenger RNA of Umbelopsis ramanniana AG, 1113 nucleotides long. RefSeq lists its product as uncharacterized. Lineage: Eukaryota; Fungi; Mucoromycota; Umbelopsidomycetes; Umbelopsidales; Umbelopsidaceae. The coding region runs from base 28 to 1059 and encodes 343 amino acids. The transcript has 3 exons. The record is from RefSeq and is a predicted model, not a curated record.
UUUGUCCUUUGUGAAGCUGUUCUUUCCAUGUCAUUAGAAAGUCUCCAAACCUAUGCGCUUCUAGAUUCCAUUCAGCAGGAAAUAGCACAGGUUGCUCAACAUCGUCGCAAGGAUCUGCCUACUCACGACCUGGUCAAAACCAUUCUGGACUCACUGGAUAUCAUUAUCCAUCGAAGUUACGACCAGCAUACAACUGUUUCCAUUGAAAACGAAGACGACGAUGAAUCGGGUGAUGGGAUGAAAGUCACUUACGGCGAUAUGACCACAGCCAAACGAAUUGCCAGCGGUUGGCUUCUCAAAGUGAUUUCUGGCGAGUAUGCGGAUGGCGACGAUGCAUCCAUGGAUAGAGCAGCUCAUGUUAUGGCUCACUUUUCUGGCCGAGGAGGGGCAGGGGCCAUUACACGCACGUGGCACUUUGAGUACCUGACAAGAGACGGCGAUAAAGACGUGAUGGACAUUAAAGUUCAUGAACCGACUUUCAUUGAGAACGACCUUGGAUUCAAGACAUGGGGUUCGGCACCGCUUCUUGCCAGGAAACUGAUACAGGAAAAUUUGAUACCUGAUAUUGGCGAUGCACGAAUCCUUGAGCUUGGAACUGGCACGGGGAUGGUAGGAUUAAUGUGUGCCGAAUUAGGAGCGCGUGAGGUUUACAUGACUGACUAUCAUCCGAGCGUUCUUAAAAAUGUUGCUGGAAACAUUGAACUGAAUGGAUGCCAAAACGUUCAGAUACAUAAGCUGGAUUUCUUCGAGAUUGCUGGGUUAACACCACGAACAACCCCUAUUGAAGACUGGGAAAAUCAAACAUUUGAUAUUGUCAUUGGCAGCGACUUAUUGUAUGAAAUGGAUCACGCCCUGAGCUUACCGCAUGUGGUAGCCAAGUUCAUGAAAGACGUCUUUCAUUUUCUCAUUCCACUCCGAGCGCGUUAUCAGGAAGAAGUAGUAACGUUUGAGUCCAAAAUGACGGAGCUUGGUUUUACAGCCGUGGUUCAAGAAGACCUGGAAUACGAAGAACAAGAAGCUCAAAUAUCGCAAUAUCGAUACUAUGAAUGGCGACGAUGAUGACACUAAUUUGGUACCUUUUUCAUCCCAUGAUCGAUUCAGCUGAUGACCAUU